This is a messenger RNA of Panicum hallii, 3213 nucleotides long. RefSeq names its product type I inositol polyphosphate 5-phosphatase 10-like. NCBI's taxonomy places the organism in Eukaryota, Viridiplantae, Streptophyta, Magnoliopsida, Poales, Poaceae. The transcript is spliced from 18 exons. The record is from RefSeq and is a predicted model, not a curated record. The coding region runs from base 634 to 3213 and encodes 859 amino acids. Gene Ontology annotation, molecular function: inositol-polyphosphate 5-phosphatase activity; phosphatidylinositol-4,5-bisphosphate 5-phosphatase activity; phosphatidylinositol-3,4,5-trisphosphate 5-phosphatase activity. Gene Ontology annotation, biological process: phosphatidylinositol dephosphorylation.
CCGUGGCGCCUCUCGUCCUGGCGACCUUCACCUCGCCCCCAGGUGGCCAAGGUCCCGACCCAACCGUCUCCGCUUCGCCCGCGCCAAGCCCAAUCCGACGAGCCGCACGUGCGCCGCUCAAGCGCCUCUCUCGCCUCGUCUCGUCCUCCUCCUCCCGCUCCCCCGUCUCACGGUCAACCACCCCCACCCGCUCGAGACCGUGCCCGCGACGCGCCUCUGCGCCCGUAAACAAUUUGCCCGCCCGAUCCCCACCAAGAAAUGCCGUGGAACCGCGCCGGCCCACGCCCCGCUGUACAGUUGUCGCGGCCAAGUAGUUUAAUCCUCGGGGGAGGAGGGGAGGGGGCCGACCCGGAUGGCCGUGCCCUCGUCGGGUUCCUGCAGACCCAGCCCCGGCUUUGAGGCGUCCCUCCGCCGCCACCGCGGCCUUUUCUGGUUGCGUCUGGGAGGAAUGGUUGCGGAGUUGGUGGAUUCUCCGCUGGGGUUUUAGGAGGAUUCCGAUCCGGGCUCUCGGCCGGGGGAAGCGGAGCUCGGAGUUUGUGGCCUACCGGGCGGGCGGAUUGGGCGCUGGAGCUGCUGAUUGGGUUGACGUUUGAGGGGUAAAAGCUGUCAUUGUUCUUCUGACUUCAAAAGGGGAUGGCUUUCCCAGAUGAUGGAAAGAUGAAGGGCUGUCAGCCAAAGCUUUUUGGGACAAAAGAUAAGAAAGUCGUUAAGAGGACAGACCGUGCAAGCUGCUCCACAGCUAAAUGUGGAUCAGGCAACUCGAAGUCACCAUCUUCAUCCCCCUUCCGGAAACUUUCAGAGGUUAGGAGCAUACGCCUCAGCCAUUUUCUAAGCCACUCUUCAAACGCUACAAAAAAUGAACAUAUCAGGAUAUUUGUCUCCACGUGGAAUGUUGGAGGGAAAGCGCCUACCUCUGAGUUGAAACUGGAUGACUUUCUUCCUGCUGAUGACCAUUCAGAUAUUUAUGUUUUAGGAUUUCAGGAAAUUGUUCCUCUCAAUGCUGGUAAUGUGCUUGUGAUAGAAGACAACGAACCAGCUGCAAGAUGGCUUGCUCUUAUAAACCGUGCGCUAAAUAGACAAGUUGGCACUGAUGCUGAUAUUUUUCAGAACAAACCAUCUCCUUCCCUUGAUUCAACCUCAUCCCAAUCAACGCCAGGCCUUGACGCUUCAUCCUCCAACCGUUCAAGAACAUCUAGCGGUUCUGUAAUCUUCCAAAAGUCCUUGAAAUCCAUCAGGAAAUCUUACAUGCCGUCCCGGAGAAAACAGCUUAAAUUCUGCAAUUGCCCGGUGGAAAUGGCCAAAAAAUCCUACAAAGAUGCUUGCUUUCGGUGCCCACAAGCAUAUGCUAAUGAAAUGGACUCUUCUGAAGAGGAUGAAUUGGAUGACAAAUUGAAUGAUAUAUUUGGUCUAAGUGAUGAUGGCGUUACUUCGGCUGCUUCUGCCUCCAGGGACCAGCUUAAGUAUAACCUCAUAUCUUGCAAACAAAUGGUUGGUAUUUUUGUCACAGUAUGGGCAAAGAAAGAACUAGUGCAGCAUAUAGGCCAUUUGAGAACGUCCUGUGUUGGUCGUGGAAUAAUGGGAUAUCUUGGAAACAAGGGAUGUAUAUCAGUAAGCAUGACAUUGUAUCAGACGAGCUUUUGUUUCAUCUGCAGCCAUUUGGCUUCAGGUGAGAAAGAAGGAGAUGAGUUGAGGCGGAAUAUAGAUGUGUUAGAGAUUCUGAGGCUCACACAAUUUCGAAGGAUUUGUAGAAGAUCUGGGCGAAGAAUCCCUGAGAGAAUUCUUGACCAUGAUCGGGCAAUAUGGCUAGGGGAUCUGAACUACCGUAUUUCCUUGAGCUAUGAAGAUACCAAGAAACUUCUGACUGAAAAUAACUGGGAUGCCCUUUUCGAGAAGGAUCAGCUCAAUAUCCAGCGUGCGUCUGGAAGAGUGUUCAAGGGGUGGAGUGAGGAGAAGAUAUAUUUUGCUCCCACAUACAAGUACUCUUGCAACUCCGAUUCUUAUGCUGGAGAAACAGCCACAUCAAAGAAAAAGAGGAGAACCCCAGCCUGGUGUGAUAGAAUACUAUGGCAUGGAGAUGGUAUUGCUCAGUUAUCCUACUUCCGAGGGGAGUCUAAAUUUUCCGACCACCGUCCUGUCUGUGGAACCUUUAUUGUGGACGUUGAAAUGCUAGAUGGCAAAUCAAAACGGCGCUCAUCAAACACUAACAUUAGAAUCGGUGCUGAAGAGCUGUUACCGACAAGUAAGCACAACAAAGUGAGGGAUCUCUCCGUUGCAAUGGCGGCGAGUUCUCCAUGGGCGGGGGGCCGCCCUCCUGCCCUCGCGCGGCUCCUCCUCCUCCUCUCCCUCCUCACGCUCCCAGCCGGCCGCUCCGGCGCUGCCCGGGCAGGCGGCAAGGGCAGCUCGGUGUACCCGGCGGCCGUCGUGUACCCGCACCACUCCCGCCAGAUCUCCUGGAAACCCAGGGUGUUCCUGUACCAGAACUUCCUCAGCUACGACGAGGCCAACCACCUCAUCUCCCUCGCUAGAGCGGAGCUCAAGAGGUCGGCAGUGGCCGAUAACAUGUCCGGCAAGAGCACUCUUAGUGAAGUCCGCACCAGCUCCGGCACCUUCCUCAGGAAAGGCCAGGAUCCAAUUGUUGCGAGUAUAGAGGACAAAAUUGCUGCAUGGACAUUUCUUCCAAAAGAGAAUGGUGAAGAUAUCCAAGUCUUAAGAUAUAAGCAUGGGGAGAAGUAUGAACCGCACUAUGAUUACUUCACUGACAAUGUUAACACUGUCCGUGGUGGUCAUCGCUAUGCUACUGUUCUUUUGUACUUAACUGAUGUAGAAGAAGGAGGGGAAACAGUUUUCCCAUUGGCCGAGGAGUUUGACGAUGGUAAAGAUGUAACCUUGUCAGAAUGUUCUCAGAAAGGCAUUGCAGUGAAACCACGAAGAGGGGACGCCCUCCUUUUCUUCAACCUUAGCCCAGAUGGCACCACCGAUUCAAUGAGCCUCCACGCUGGAUGCCCAGUCAUAAAGGGCGAGAAAUGGUCAGCUACAAAGUGGAUCCGCGUGGCCUCGUUUGACAAGGUACAUCACACACGAGGCAAUUGCACCGACGAGAAUGAGAGUUGCGCAAAAUGGGCGGCCCUGGGAGAGUGCAUAAAGAACCCAGAGUACAUGGUGGGAACCGCAGCAUUGCCCGGUUACUGUCGGAGGAGCUGCAACGUGUGUUAG